Cydia amplana is the source of this 1273-nucleotide messenger RNA. RefSeq names its product TNF receptor-associated factor 6-like. Gene Ontology annotation, molecular function: ubiquitin protein ligase activity; tumor necrosis factor receptor superfamily binding. The record is from RefSeq and is a predicted model, not a curated record. Gene Ontology annotation, biological process: tumor necrosis factor-mediated signaling pathway; lipopolysaccharide-mediated signaling pathway; protein K63-linked ubiquitination. NCBI's taxonomy places the organism in Eukaryota, Metazoa, Arthropoda, Insecta, Lepidoptera, Tortricidae. The coding region runs from base 24 to 1256 and encodes 410 amino acids. The transcript is spliced from 7 exons.
CUAAUUUCUUCUUUCCUCCAGCCAUGGAUACGCCAAGAACAAAAAACGCUUCAGAAGGAAUUGCGCCUAUGGGUAUAUCGUCUCUGAAUGACACCGUAGCAGAACCUGAGUCUAGGUACGAGUGUCCUGUAUGCCUAAACUGGCUUCGCGACCCGGUUAUCACCACUUGUGGUCACAAAUUUUGCAAGAGCUGCAUAACUACAUGGUUACAAAAUAGUGGCCACUGCCCUAUAGACAACAUCAACCUGAGCAUGAAAGUGGACAUAUUUCCUGACAACUAUACUAAGCGGGAAAUACAGGAACAGAGGAUGUCCUGUCCUUUUGCUUCCAAGGGUUGCUCAGUGAAAGUGACCCCAUUAGACUUGGACGCGCACAUAGCCUCCUGUGAGCACAAUCAGCCUGAGACCUCCAGCCAAUGCGUGCCAUGCUCUUUCCAGAGUGUGGGGUGUAAGGAGCAGUUCUGCAGCCGGGAGGAGGCCCAAGAGCAUGUUGAGAGAGACCCCAUGACGCAUAUGAGCUAUCUCGUGAACGCUUAUUCAGAGAUGAAGAUAACCAACGACAUGUCAAAUGCGAACAUCGACCCGAAAGAGCAGGAAGCCAUGGUUCUGUGGGCGCCAGACAAGGACGGCGAGAGCAAGCCCCCGUCGCUCACUAACGCAAGCGCGCUCAUACGAGCACUAUACGAACGAGUAGUAGUAAUGGAGCAAAGAAAUCGCGAGCAAGACAUCGUGAUAGGCAACAUCUCGAAGCAGCUGUCCGCUUUGACCGUCGCUAAACGGAAACAGAACAACGAAAUGCUCCUACGAUACUGCAUGGGCAACUAUAUAUGGAGAAUCGACAAUUUCAAAGCCAGGUUGGACGCCAUGCUGAAGGAUCAUACGAAAAUGCUGUACAGUCCAGGGUUUUACACCUCGCCUAAUGGAUACAGGUUCUGCAUCCGGCUCAACAUAUCCCCACAGAACCCGCUCUGCUUCGCCCUGCACGUGCACCUGAUGAGAACAGACCACGACGAGUGCCUCGAAUGGCCGUUCAACGGGCGCAUCACCUUCUCCAUGGUGCACCAGUUCGAGCCGGAGCUGACGCAGCGCGACACGAUGAUGUCCAACCCGGGCCUGGUCGCGUUCCGGCGGCCCCCGGCAGACCUCUGCCUGCGCGGGUUCGGGUACUCGGAGUACGCAGUCCUCAGCGACGUGGUUAGGAACGGCUUUGUCAAGGAUGACUCGCUCGUCUUCAGAGUGCAUAUCAAGUGUGUAUGACGUGAGGAUUGACUUUU